Messenger RNA from Dibothriocephalus latus, 654 nucleotides. NCBI's taxonomy places the organism in Eukaryota, Metazoa, Platyhelminthes, Cestoda, Diphyllobothriidea, Diphyllobothriidae. The record is from the annotation of a GenBank genome assembly.
CUCCCAGCAAAAAUUGAGGUAAACCCGAACAGACAGCGACCCGAACGCCUGCUUUGGCCUCCCACCUUUUCGCUGCACACUUGUGGAGAGGGCUGCGUAAAUCCCACGAUUCAGGCAGAACUCAGUCUGCACUCUGCCAGGCCAGAUGUGCCCCUGGUCACGGCCACCACCGCCAGUUGCCAGCACGACUCUGCGAGUCUGGAAAAGCAACGAAAACUCUGUGAUGUGAAUCCUGCCACCAUCAUCAAUCUCCUGCCCUCCGCAAACGCCAGUCUGGAUAGCCAGCUUAUUCCGCCGCGUAUCGGAGCCCUGCCCGAGGUCUUGCCCAUCUCAUCAGCCCUCCGUUUCGACGCCAGUGCACACUCCGUUUGGCGAGUUGAUGCUGAACAGUUGCGUCUGGCUGCCAGAACUCAACAGCUUCGCCUCACUGGCGAUGACUACUAUAAUCCAGUUAAUGACGUCCUGCCAAGCAACCUUUUUGAGCGUGACUUUACGUUCUCCUUCUGGUUGCGUCGACGACGACAGCAACGACCGGGAGUGAGGGGGUCCACCUUGGAGACCACGGAUCCCAACGAAUACGAGACCGUCCUUUGCAGUCAGGAAGACAGUGGUGAGUUUCUGUUCUUCUGGUUCCCAUUUAUGGCCUUAGAAUGA